AUGGCGGGGACCCCCACUGCACACUUGGAUCCCCUCGUGUUUCCCCGUGGGAUGGCCGAUAACAUUGAAUUGCGCGUGUGCGGGGUAAAAUCAAACCCAGAUCGGAAGUUGCUGGUAGAAGCCAAAUCUGACCAUUUGAAUAUUGCUCCAAUCCCUUCUCUAUUGUCUACAUCAAGGAAUGUCAUCAUGUCAUCACCAACAGGGAAAGGGAAGAAAAACGUCCGAAUUGACUCGCUCCCAGUCAACCGCCGAGUGGCAUCCAGAGGAUCACAGACUGCCGUUGCUGCACUAAGCGCCGCAUCAGAUGCGAUCGGACAGUUCCAGAAUGCCAGAAGUGUACUGUUCGCGGGUUUUCUUGUCCUGGAUUUCCUCUUCUUCAUCUCAGAUGGGAUCAAGGUGUGGCUAGCCGAGGCCACUUUACGGGCAAAAAAGUACCAGUCCUAUGUGAGAAGCAGUCGAGAGACCAAAAUAGCAUCUCCAAGGAAGAACCAGAUCAAUCCAUGCCAGGGGGCUUGCGCUUCCAGGAAUUCGGACCUGACGAAACAACAACUUUCGAACUCACUAUCCGACAAGCUACUUCAACAUUUCCUAUCUAACGUCGCCUUCCGCUUGACCUGGCUUGAUGGCCCGAGCAAUCCAUGGAGAAGUCUUGUCCUGCCUUUAGCAAAACGAUCAUCGUGUCUUCGUCUGUCCAUCCUAGGCCUUGCCGCUGCCCACCUAUCUGCCAUUUCGCCCGAGCACGAUCGACUCAACAUGUUGCAAGUCAAUCAUCGUAUCCGAGAUGAGAUCCUCGGUGUGCUGAGUCGAAAGAUGCGCUUCGAACUAUGCAAAACUCCUUUUUCAUCUAAUGAAAUUCAUCAGGAUCCCUCCCUCAUCGAAACUCUUGCGUCCAUGGUAGUUCUCUGCUACGGAGAGAUGCACAUACCUGGAUCCCCAGACUGGAGGCUUCAUCUUCGCGCUUGCCGAGCCAUUAUCGAAAGACAUGGUCUGCAGAUCUCCCAUGGGCGUUCUCAAGACCACGUCGUCAAAUUCUUCAUUAAGGAGGUAGUUGAUCUGGAAACAUUUGGCAAUGUUUCUGUCUUCACAACGGCACUCAGCUCGCAGGAGGCCAUUCCCGGAUCUUUGCUAUCUGAUGAGCAGCCCUGGGUCUUCACAUCACUCAUCCGAGAUAUCACUUUGGCUGAAAGGUCACAAUACGGUCAUUCGUCCAAAUGUGUCAGAAGUCCGACGCGAGUGGACAUGCAGCACUGGCACAUCAGAAUUCUUCAAGCAUACGAUAAAGCAACAGCCAUGACUGCCCUUCUACCUGCAGGACAGGUGUCCCUGGAGAUACAUUUCCGGGCCAUCAUCGAGGCUCACUAUCACGCGUGCCUCAUCUACAGCUACCAAGCAUUGGUCCCCCACGCAAGGGAGACAGGUGCAUUUCAACCCUCGAUAGACCUUCUUUGGCAAAUUAUUGAGUCUUUCGCGACUGAUUCAUUUCCCGCCUUUGCCCAUGAUAUCUUCUUUCCUUUAUUCGUUGCCGGCACGGAGUGUCAUUCAACCGAGCGUCGGUCGCAAAUUGAGGCUCUUUUUUUGCAGUCGAUAUCCACGACGGGUUUCUGGUGUAACUAUACUGUCUUGCAAUUCCUUCGUUUGUUCUGGGAGAGUGGAAACGUGGAAGUGGAGCGGAACUGGAUUCAAUUUGCCAGGCAAAAUGAGUCGCAAAUUAAUACCUUCUGCGUUUUCUAG
Molecule: messenger RNA, 1731 nt
Organism: Penicillium argentinense
Lineage: Eukaryota; Fungi; Ascomycota; Eurotiomycetes; Eurotiales; Aspergillaceae
Exons: 3
Coding region: 1-1731 (576 amino acids)
Biological process (GO): positive regulation of transcription by RNA polymerase II
Cellular component (GO): nucleus
Molecular function (GO): DNA-binding transcription factor activity; transcription cis-regulatory region binding
Source: RefSeq, a predicted model, not a curated record